Molecule: messenger RNA, 3080 nt
Organism: Trametes versicolor FP-101664 SS1
Lineage: Eukaryota; Fungi; Basidiomycota; Agaricomycetes; Polyporales; Polyporaceae
Product: glycosyltransferase family 2 protein
Exons: 14
Coding region: 54-2747 (897 amino acids)
Cellular component (GO): cell periphery; cell septum
Molecular function (GO): chitin synthase activity
Source: RefSeq, a predicted model, not a curated record
ACGACCUCUCGCCCUCACCGCCGCCGCCGACCGAGCGUGCCCCCCACGACACCAUGGCCCACCAGGACGACCGCCCCACCCUGCCCUCAUUGUCCCUCGACCCGCCCGACGAGGAGCACCACUCCGACCCGUUCCAUGACCGGCACCGCCAGAUCAACUUCGCGGAGCCACGGAUGCCCACGCCGUCCACGCAGGCGUCCACGCUGACGCCCUCACAGAGCGUCGUUUCGUUCCCCAAUGAGUUUGGCACGCUCGACAAUUACGAUGACGAGGAGGAGGAGAAGCAGCCUCUCAACAGCGGCGCAGGGAUGCUCUACCCGCCUUCACAAUUCGACCCGAACGCGUUCGGCGACCCAUAUGGCCGCCCGAUUUCGGUGGCCUCGAGUUCUUCGAUGGGUGUGGAGUCGCAGUGGAGGCGUCGCCAGACCAUCAAGCGCGGUGUGACCCGCAAGGUCAAGCUCACAAAGGGCAACUUCAUCACCGAAUACGCGGUGCCAAGCCCUGUGUUCACUGCCAUCGAGAGCAAAUGGCAGGACAGCAAGACCACCGAAUUCUCACACAUGCGCUACACGGCGGCGACAUGUGAUCCCGAUGACUUCUCCGAAGCCACCGGCUAUAGUCUGCGCACGAAGAUGUACAACCGACAGACCGAGCUGCUCAUCGCCGUCACCUCGUACAACGAGGACAAGACGCUCUACGCGCGCACGUUGCACGGCGUGAUGCUGAACAUCCGUGAUAUCUGCAAGACCAAGCAGUCUAAGUACUGGCGCCGGUCGGCGGAGGAGGGCGUUCCGGGGUGGCAGAAGAUCACGGUAGCGCUUGUUAUUGAUGGUCUCGAGGCUAUGGACAAGACCGUACUGGACAUCCUGGCUACUGUCGGAGUGUACCAGGAUGGUGUCAUGAAGAAGCAGGUUGACGGAAAGGACACCGUCGCCCACAUCUUCGAGUACACAACUCAGUUGUCUGUCGACGCGACACCACAGCUGGUUGUACCUCACGCGGACGACCCUAACAACUUGGUGCCAGUCCAGAUUAUCCUCGUCGUCAAGGCCAAAAACCAGAAGAAGAUCAACUCUCACCGAUGGCUGUUCAACGCUAUUGGUAAGAUGCUCGAGCCUGAAAUCUGUGUCCUCAUCGAUGCUGGUACGAAGCCUGGUCGCAAGUCCAUCUACUACCUGUGGGAGGCGUUCUAUAAUGACCCCCACCUCGGUGGAUGCUGUGGAGAGAUUCACGCCAUGAUUGAGGGCGGCAAGAAGCUGCUCAACCCCCUCGUCGCGGCCCAAAACUUUGAGUACAAGAUGUCCAACAUUCUCGACAAGCCGCUCGAGAGUUCCUUCGGUUACGUCUCGGUGCUCCCCGGUGCCUUCUCUGCAUAUCGGUACCGCGCCAUCCUCGGACGUCCUCUGGAGCAGUACUUCCACGGCGAUCACUCCUUGGCCGACCGCCUGGGCCCCAAGGGUAUCUACGGCAUGAACAUCUUCACUAAGAACAUGUUCUUGGCAGAGGAUCGUAUCCUCUGUUUCGAGCUCGUCGCUAAGGCCAACGACAGGUGGACGUUGACGUACGUCAAGCCGAGUAAGGCGGAAACCGAUGUGCCUGAGUCUGCUGCUGAGCUCAUUGGUCAACGUCGUCGUUGGCUGAACGGUUCAUUUGCUGCGUCGGUCUAUGCUAUCGUCAACUUCUUCAAGUUGUACCGGUCUGGCCACGGCAUUAUCCGCAUGUUCUUCUUCCACGUCCAAGCACUGUACAAUAUCUUCAGCUUGAUCUUCUCCUGGUUCGCGUUGGCGAACAUCUGGCUCACGUUCUCUAUCAUCAUCGACCUGCUUCCCAGUCAAUCUAUCAUCUUCUUCGGCACCGCCACUGUGACUCACUGGGUCAACCUCGCCCUGAAAUGGAUCUAUCUCGCAUUCUUGGGCCUGCAGUUUGUCCUCGCGUUGGGCAAUCGGCCAAAGGGUGAGCGGGCAACGUACAACGUCACACUUUGGGUCUACGGUAUUCUGGCCGUGUACUUGCUGGUCUGCUCGUGGGCGUUGACCAUCAAGGCGUUCAAGAACAUCCCCAACCUGCUCAAGGACCAGACGUCGACUGGAGCUAUCAUCAAGCAGUUCUUCGUCCCGCCUAUCGGUGCCCUGAUCGCCGCCAUGUUGUCGACAUUCGGUCUUUGGCUGAUCGCGUCGCUACUCUACCGCGACCCCUGGCACAUCGCGUCCAGCAUGCUCCAGUACCUGUGCCUCGCGCCGAGCUUCACGAACGUGCUCAACGUGUACGCCUUCUGCAACCUGCACGACGUCUCCUGGGGAACGAAGGGCUCCGACAAGGCCGAGGCGCUGCCCUCGGUCUCGUCGAAGAAGAGCAAGGACGCGGAGGCCGCGGUCGUCGAGGACACGACGCGCGACAAGGAGGACCUCGACGCGGUGUUCAAGGAGACGGUCACGCGCGCGCUCACGAAGCUCGAGACGAAGGAGGAGAUCGAGAAGCCGACGAUGGACGACGAGAACAAGACGUUCCGCACGCGCCUCGUCGCGUUCUGGAUGCUCUCCAACGCCGCGCUCGCGAUCGCGAUCCAGAACCUGAACGGGCUCCCCACGGGCGACGAGGACGCGGACGAGGCGCGCCUCGUCGCGCGCCAGAACACGUACUUUGCCAUCAUCCUGUACUCCACGUUCGGGCUCGCCGCCGUGAAGUUCGCAGGGUGUCUCUUCUACUGGUUCAGGCGCAACCUGUUCCGCUGCUGCAGGCGGAACUGAGUCGUCGCGGUGGACUGGUGCGCACCCGCUGUCGUUGCUGUGUCGUUUUCCGGAGGACUUCUAUACCCGGGUGAUGGACACUUCGUGCUACGCUCGUACUAGGAGAAUUCUCUUGCCUCGUUAAUGAUUCAUGUGUUCGUGACGAUAUACUAUUGUAGUUAUGCUCGGGACUUCUAUAUGCUCCAGAGGGCUGGAAGCCCGGGGCUGGGCUUCUCUGGUAAUAGACGUGGACAGUUUCGAAUGAACGAAGUUUCUGCGCUCUCCACACAUAAUCUGAACAUUCAGCAUCUCUGCCCGAAGCUACCUACUUAGGAGAUGAAUCAAAUCAAACCU